AGAGCGUGCAGUGCUCAGAGGCUGCUUCUCAAUGGAGGGCUGCAGACGGAGAAAGAGGAGAGAUUCCACUACAGUUAAUUAAGGACCACUCUGCAUGUGCCUGUAAAUGCGAGGAGGCAAAUCUAUUCUGUGUCAGUGGCAGGGUGCCCUCGAGGGACAACAGUGAUAUUUUCAAAGGUGGAAAUGACAGUGCUCUAAGUCUGUUUCCAGAGUCUGGCUUGAGUGUCAGUUUCAGUGAGCCUGCUGCUGUGUUUUCGUCAAAGUGAAGUCGACGAAGGGAGUGUGAAAGGAGUUCACUCCUCAAAACCAUCAAAGGAGUUGGGUGAGAUCCACAUGAGCCACAGCAUGGAUGGAUGUAACAUGUGUUAAGACACACCUAUACUCCUGCCUGGAUUGUUCAGCAGAUGUGCCCUGUCAUGUCCUGGCUGCUCUGCCUGAGUCUCUGGGUCAGUGUGACGGCCAUUCAGCUGUGCCAGGCCACCUUCUAUGACACCAUCCAGCAGCACCAUGUGACACGGCCCGGACGCGUCUCCAUCCACAUGAUAGAAGGAGGCACAUGUGAGGUGAUUGCUGCUCACCGAUGCUGUAACAAGAACCGCAUAGAGGAGCGCUCCCAGACAGUCAAGUGCUCCUGUCUACCAGGGAAGGUGGCAGGGACCACCCGGAACAGGCCCUCCUGUGUGGAUGCAUCCAUAGUAAUUGGGAAGUGGUGGUGUGAGAUGGAGCCGUGCCUGGAGGGAGAAGAGUGCAAGACGCUCCCUGACAACUCUGGCUGGAUGUGCUACGCUGGCAACAAGAUCAAAACCACCAGGAACACCCAGCCAUACACAUCGAUAUAUUAAGACCUGGCAGCAGAGCAGAGUUACUUAACAGAUGAGUUACACCUAACAAAAACCUUCGCAUUUACUCAACAAGCCUGGAAAUCCUGGAUAAAAGACAUGACUACAUGUGCAUACUACAACCACUGCUGCGGGCUGCUGACAAAUGACACAGUUCAAAAGUAUUCCCAUGGGGAGCAUGGUAUAACUUGGUGAUGAAUUAACUUUCAUCCUUUGGAGAGGAACAUGAACACCACUGCCUUUGGAUAAAGACUGUGUUUGAUAUUCCUCCUCUGGCAUCUAUAAACUGAUGUUUAUUAUGAAGCUCUCACGUAGAGACACUUGCGGUGUUAGGGUUGGUUUGAGAAAAUGGUGGUUGACAGCCCUCAGGUUUCUUAGAGUACACAUUUGUACAUACAAUGUUCAUGUCUUUCUAUGUGUACAGGACGAUGAAGGUCAGAAGUCUCUUACUGAAGUCCCUGAAUGCAAACUUUUCUUCAUCUCUACUCUUCUUGUAGUUGUGAUCAAAUACAAAGCCAAAUGUUUGUACUGAAAAUAUUGAAAUCUAUAUUGAGGGUUUGAACAUGUACAGAUGAUGUACUUAUAGUUCUUGACCUCCCAGUCCACUUACAGUAUGCCUAGUGUCUCUGAAUUGGUUCAGAUGAAAUACAUAUUAUCUGUUAUCUUGCCAUUGGGCUAUUGAGUCAGACAAAAAUCUGAAGAGGGCACAUGACCCACCUGAAGCUUAUCUCAAGUCUUUUUAGGUUGAGGUCCGAGUUUUGUUGUUGGGUGGAUAGGGUUGCCAAAAGGACCUUUUCCAAAUACAAAAUGGUGUUUCUUGUUACAUUCUGUACAUUUUCAGUUUGUCUGUGUUUGUAUGCCUUUCUUCAUACAUGACUCUAUAACAUUUACAGAAAAUAACUUCUACUCAUUAGAAAUCCUUUAAUUGUGCACCAAAAAUUACAGUUUGUGUGUAUUUUCCCUUAAAUGCCUUAUUUGUGUCGAUUUAUUCAACAAUACUGUACAUAAUACAGUAUUAUUGGAUACAUAUGUCUUUCAUCUUGGAAAACAGUAUGGUGUGUGUGAUUAAAUAUCUA
This is a messenger RNA of Hypomesus transpacificus, 1915 nucleotides long. Its product is annotated as chemokine-like protein TAFA-1. The record is from RefSeq and is a predicted model, not a curated record. Gene Ontology annotation, molecular function: receptor ligand activity. Gene Ontology annotation, biological process: regulation of neuroblast proliferation; neuroblast differentiation. The coding region runs from base 405 to 842 and encodes 145 amino acids. NCBI's taxonomy places the organism in Eukaryota, Metazoa, Chordata, Actinopteri, Osmeriformes, Osmeridae. The transcript has 6 exons.